AUGAGGCCUGUGAUCCUUUCUAGGUGGUUGACCACCCUUUUGGCCUGCCUUCUCAUACAAAAUGUCCUCGCAAUUGACGUUAACCCUGAGGAUGAGACUUCCCUCAAAGAUGCCGCCAAGACCGUUGCCACCACCAUGAUGGAUUUCUACAAUGACCGCGACUCGAAAGAUAUUCCAGGGAAAUUGGACGGUACCUGGUGGGAGGGUGGUUCAAUGUUUAUGACCCUUAUCCAGUACUGGUAUCUAACAGGCGAUACCCAGUUCAACGACGCCAUCCAGGAAGGCAUGUAUUGGCAAAAGGGCAAAAACGACUUUUUUCCAAGCAACUACUCCCAAUAUCUGGGUAACGACGAUCAAGUGUUCUGGGGAUUGGCGGCGAUUACCGCCGGGGAAUUAAACUUCCCAGAAAGAGACGGUGAAGCCUCCUGGAUAUCUCUGGCGGAGGGUGUCUUUAAUGGACAGAUUCCUCGCUGGGAUAUGACUAGUUGCGGUGGGGGUUUGCGAUGGCAGAUCUGGCCUUACCAGGAUGGGUAUAAUAUGAAAAAUGCCAUAUCUAACGGCGGAUUGUUCCAGCUGUCAGCGCGUCUGGCACUAUAUACCAAGAACUCGACCUAUGCCGAAUGGGCCGAGAAGAUUUGGGACUGGAGCGCGUCUACACCGUUGUUGAGGAAGACCUGGGUUAUCGCCGAUACCACUACUAACGCCGCGAGUUGCAAGGAUCACGGUGAUCAUCAAUGGACUUAUAACUACGCUACGUAUAUCGCCGGUGCGGGCUAUAUGCACAAUUACGCAUGUCUAUCCCCUACCAAUGGCGCCGAAAGCAAAUGGCUCGAAGGCGUAACAGGACUGAUCAAGACAUCUGAUCAGUUUUUCCCCGCCUCCGGUGCGAAGCAAAUAAUAUCUGACAUCACCUGCGAGCCAAUCAAUAAGUGUGAUCGCAAUCAGAAGACCUUCAAGGCCUACUUCACUUCCUGGCUCGGAUUCAUGUCGUUGAUAGUACCAUCCAAUGUCACGGCGGAGAUGAUGGGGAAAUUCAAAAGCUCUGCUGUUGCUGCCGGUCAACAAUGCUCCGGUGGAAGCGAUGGGAAGCAUUGUGGAGUUCGAUGGACGAAGAAGACGGAAUGGGAUGGAACUUCGGGCUUGGAGCAGCAGAUGUCUGUUUUGGGUGUUCUUAAUGCUGUCAUGGUUCCAUUCAAGGCUCAGGGCCCUUACAAUGCUGACAAUGGUGGGACAUCCCAAAGUGACGCACUUGGGGGUACCAACACCGAGGGUAACUUGGAGCCUGAACCUAUCACCACAGGUGACAGGGUUGGCGCGGGAAUCUUGACUGCGAUCUUCGUUAUACUUUGGGUCGGGGCUAUAUCUUGGAUGAUUUUUGGAGACAAGUAG
Messenger RNA from Penicillium psychrosexuale, 1389 nucleotides. Its product is annotated as glycoside hydrolase family 76 protein. The record is from RefSeq and is a predicted model, not a curated record. Gene Ontology annotation, biological process: fungal-type cell wall biogenesis; carbohydrate catabolic process. Gene Ontology annotation, molecular function: mannan endo-1,6-alpha-mannosidase activity. NCBI's taxonomy places the organism in Eukaryota, Fungi, Ascomycota, Eurotiomycetes, Eurotiales, Aspergillaceae. The transcript has 3 exons. Bases 1 to 1389 code for a protein of 462 amino acids.